GGGCUGGCGGCUCCUGCUCUCCUUCCUUCCCUCCCUCCCUUCUUUCUCUCCCUUUCCAAGUUUCUGCUCCUCCCUCCUUCGCACAAACUUUCCCGUCGCUCUUGCUCGGCGCCCGGCUAGAGCUCCUUUCGGUGCGCGGCGGAUUCCUCAGCCAGCCAGCUAGCUAGCCAGCCGCGCCUCCCCCCUUUUCCUGCUUCCCUGUCACCUUCUUCCCCCCUCACCCAACCGACCCAAAGCCUCAAGCAGCUGCACCGGCGGGACCACCACCCACCCUUCCCCGGACGGAGCACGGAGUUGCUGAGUUGCCAUUUGGGGCUCAGGGUCAGAGCCCAGAGCAGCCAUCACAAUAGCGUCCAACAGCUGGAACGCCAGCGGCAGCCCCGGGGAGGGGCGAGAAGAUGGACAGGAGGGGAUGGACAAGAGCCUGGACAAUGAUGCCGAAGGAGUGUGGAGUCCAGACAUUGAACAGAGCUUCCAGGAGGCGCUGGCAAUAUACCCGCCGUGUGGCCGGCGGAAGAUUAUUCUCUCGGACGAGGGCAAAAUGUAUGGUCGCAAUGAAUUGAUAGCAAGGUACAUCAAGUUACGGACGGGGAAAACAAGGACAAGGAAACAGGUGUCCAGCCACAUACAGGUUCUAGCUCGGAAGAAGGUGCGAGAGUACCAGGUUGGCAUUAAGGUCUCUAGCCACUUGCAGGUUCUAGCCAGACGGAAAUCUCGUGAGAUUCAGUCGAAGCUGAAGAGUCCACAAAGCAGGAGCUGCCAUUACCAGGCUAUGAACUUGGAUCAGGUCUCAAAGGACAAGGCUCUGCAGAGCAUGGCUUCCAUGUCAUCGGCACAGAUCGUAUCUGCCAGUGUCCUGCAGAACAAGCUCAGCCCCCCUCCUCCACUCCCUCAGGCUGUCUUCUCUGCUGCUCCCAGGUUUUGGAGUGGGCCUAUCCCAGGACAGUCUGGACCUUCUCAGGACAUUAAACCUUUUGCACAACCAGCCUACCCCAUCCAGCCACCCAUGCCUCCAUCACUAGCCAGCUACGAGCCCCUGGCUCCUCUCCCACCUGCUGCCUCGGCUGUGCCAGUCUGGCAGGACCGCACAAUCGCCUCCACCAAACUGCGGCUCCUUGAGUAUUCAGCGUUUAUGGAAGUGCAGCGUGACCCUGAAACGUAUAGCAAGCACCUCUUUGUGCACAUUGGACAGACGAACCCCUCGUACAGCGACCCACUGCUGGAGGCAGUGGACAUCCGCCAGAUCUAUGACAAGUUCCCUGAGAAGAAAGGUGGCCUGAAGGAGCUCUAUGAGAGGGGGCCCCAGAACUCCUUUUUCCUGGUCAAGUUCUGGGCGGAUCUGAACAGCACCAUUCAGGAUGGUCCUGGUGCUUUCUAUGGUGUAAGCAGUCAGUAUAGCAGUGCAGAAAACAUGACCAUCACAGUCUCCACUAAAGUGUGCUCCUUCGGAAAGCAAGUAGUCGAGAAGGUGGAGACGGAAUUUGCCCGGAUGGAGAACGGACGGUGUGUGUACCGAAUCCAUCGGUCCCCCAUGUGCGAGUAUAUGAUCAACUUUAUCCAUAAACUGAAACACCUCCCAGAAAAAUACAUGAUGAACAGCGUCCUGGAGAAUUUCACCAUCCUGCAGGUUGUUACGAACAGAGAUACCCAGGAAACCUUGCUCUGCAUAGCCUUUGUUUUUGAGGUAUCCACCAGCGAGCACGGAGCCCAGCAUCAUGUGUACAAGUUGGUCAAAGACUAGAGGCCCCUUUGGGGUGACCGGGCAAUUUGAGGAAGAAGAGAAGACGUCUUGUCAGAGAAGCCACCCGAAUAGGAUGCCUUGACGCAAGUCUUUUGAAAAAUGAACACACAACACACACACAAAGCAAUGCCAAAAAGACUGUAUAACAAUCACAGAUGUUUUCUACUUAGGAACAAUUUUUUAAAAAAGAAAAAAAAGAAAAGCGUGACAGGAAAGCAUAUAGCAGAAGGAGAGCUGUAUCAAGGAGGACUGUUCCUGGGGGCUCGGUCAUCAGUAUUUCAGGAGACAUUGGCGCCAAGGCCUGGUACCUCUGGAUAUCUCUCCCGUCACACAACACUAGAACAGCAUCUAGUGAAACAAGACUGCCAACUACUUCUUAAUACCUGGAUGUGCCUAUAUAUCCCGUGCCAAUUUGUCCUCAAAACCUGGGUGGUUUCAUUUAGAGAAAAGCGUUCUGUGAGGGCUGCUAAGGAUGUCUGUUCUGGGAAGGGAUGGGGAAUCAGAUGCUGCCUUGUUUAUUUGACCGAUCCCACUCUGUUCGAGACACCGACAAAAAAGAUGAAGAGUUUUCUUCCAUCUCUUUGACCCAGGCUGCGUGCAGAGCCAGCACAGGAAAUUGGCAGCUUGCGUCAUGUGGCACACAUGCCACCCAUGGGUUAAUUGCAAGAAAACGAUUUUGUUCCAACAUUUUCCUGGGCAUUUUCUAUUGCAGGAUGUGGUGGUGGUGGGAGGGCGCCAGGAGUUGAUUAUGGCAGGAAUGUGGUGAUUUUACAUCCAUGUGCCAGAUGUUUGGAUAAUAGACAGGAGUAGGGUUGCAGGAUCGUGUGUGUGUGUGUGCGCGCGCGUGCCAACAAGGAAUGGAGAGACUUAAAGAUAUCUGUCUGUGGGAUGUUAAAAGGUUAGAGUAUGUAUUAAGAGGAAGGAGGGCUGCUCAGCUGGAGGAGAGCAAUUCAGGAAAUCAUAGAUUUGCAAUCAUAGGGUUGCAGAUAAGCAGGCUGACCCUAGUUGAGCAAAGAGAUGACUGGAAAAAUAUUAGGGCUGGCUAAGGUUGAGUUACUUGGGGGGGAAAUCUGAAUUUGUAUGGGAUUUUUAACCAGCUCUCGAUGGAGCAUUAUUGUUGUUGUUGUUAUUAUUACAUCUGCCAUGUCAAAAACAGCAUGAGAUAAGCUUAGACCAAAGUUCUUGCUGCCUGGGCAUUGUUCUGGUAAGGUAUUAAUUUCCCUUCUGCUUCUCUGUUCAUCUGUGGUAGUCAUCCAGGAAAGGGCAUGAUCUAAAUAUCACGAUGCAAAUCUUUCCUCUGGAUUAUGUACUUCCCACCUAGGAUAUCUUUGUGGAGGCUGCUUAAAAAAACCAACAACACCAAAGCGUAAAUUGCGUAUUCUGGCAGCCUAAACCCAAGGAGGUGCUGAAAGAUGAAACAAAGUACAAUAAUGUCAUACAGAAUCCCUCUUCAUUUGAAAGCUGUACUGUUUGCUGUUGGAAAUGCUGAAGAAAGUUUCUGUGUAGGGUUUAAGUAUAAACAUGAGCCCCAAUACCUUAAGCUUGGAGACUAAGACAGUGGGCUUAUGAUUUAAAUUGGUGCUUAUAGGAAUCCUGUUACAUGAACAGUGCCAAGAUAUCAGUAACCUCACUGUACAUGGCACCUCCGGGGCUCAGGCCCAUAGGUUUCAGCUAUACUUUGUCUAAAUGCUAGUUUGUAGUUUUAAAUAAUAGAGGAACUAACAGAAUGUAAUGUUUGUGCCUUCCUUCCUUUAUUUUUUACCAUUGAACUUUUUCUGUUUUGUCCUUCAGCUUUUCCCUGGCUACAUGGUGAUUUGUUUGCUUUUAAGUUGGUUGAUUUUCUUUUUCAAAAAAAUUCUCCUUGCUGCUCCAUCCUUUCUUUAGUCUGGUACAUAGCUGCCAAGUUAUCCCUUUUUUAAAGGGAUUUUCCCUUAUGCUGAAUAGGCUUCCUCGCGAGAAAAGGGAAAACUUGGCAGCUAUGGUCUGGUAUACUCUUACUCCACCCACUUAGACAGACUAAUCUCCACCCUAUGCUGCCAUGGGCCUGGUGAGAUUCCUAUGGAGAAGCCUCAAAACAUUGGAAAAAGGUGCAAUACAAUGCAAAAGAAAAAGAAAAGCCAUUUGCAAGCAAGGAGAGAAUUUGAGGUUUCCACUUCUACGAGGAAAUUGGAAGGCACAGACUUGAGUUUGCAAUUACAUUUUUUUAAUGCUUGGGGUAUUUGACUAUAGCUUUAAAUGGAGGUUGGCUCAAGACAUUUUGCUCUCUGAGGCUGAGCAGCAAAUGCUCCCCCCACCCUCAGUGCAUAGUUCUUAAGGCUGGUUGAGUUAUUUUGGCACCUGAGGCAGAAAAUCCCACAGGUGCAUCUUCCCACCCCUGGUAAUUUCACAUGUUUCUGCCAUUUCCAUGAGACAUCAACACAGCUGCCUGAGGAGACCAUUUCACUCUAUCUAAUGGUAGGACCAGACCCAAUUUGUAAGAAGAAAUUUCACCACCAGGAUCAUUUUCAUAGUGGUAUCAAGAUUUGUGCAAUGAGAUUCCCAAAGAGACAGUGGAAGGGAGCUAGGAAUUCAGGGUGUGUUGGCUGUGGGCAAAAAAAUUCUGCUAAAAGCAGAUUGUGGUGAUGCUGAAGUACUGGGUGCCUUUCAUUGGAACGUAAGGGUCAGGUUUUUUUAGAGCUCCACCCUUCUCUGUUGUCUGUCUUAGAAGGUAGGAGAUAAUGUAAUGGAGAUGCCUCGUAAAGUCUUGAUGUCUAGCUUUUCAUAACUGACUUGGGGCCUCUCCUUCAGGCCUGGCCUGUAUCACCACUGCAUUGUUGAUUUAGCACCCAUGUUUCGACUGUGGAUAAAGGACAAAGGCAUUGGCUAACCCAAACUUAAGUCUGGCUGACGCAGGCUAAGAAUGUUCCCAGGAGCCUUCGGACUGCCUUUUGAGUACAACAUGCAGCUGAGAGGUGACACCAUGAGAACAACUGACAGAAUUGUUUCCCAGCUUUUUGAAGGACAUUUUUAAUUAAUAUAAUGAUUUUUUUUCCUGUGAAGUGUUUUGAAUUGAUGCCACCCAAGAACUUCUGGAAAACUCCACUAGAAUGUUGAAAUGAACACUCCUCUGUGUGUUAUGUGGGACCCCUGAGGUGGUAAUGGGAAUGGUACGUGGAGACUGGUUUGGUAGAUCAGCAAGUCACAAAUUGCUCAGGAACAGUGCCUUACUUUGCAACACAUGUUGCAUUCCUGGGGGAUGAGCAACAGCUGCAGAAAGUUCUAAAAAUCAGUUGUAAUCUAAAUUCAGGUGAGCACUUCUUCUAUCCCCUGCCUCCAAUGUGAUAAUCCUACUGCAUCGCCCUUGGCAAAGCUGAUGGUCCCAUGCAUCUCUGUAUGUGAUGUCUUGGGCAAACUGGUCUCUCUAGUGCCACAACUCUUUCUCCGGUGUAUUAUUACUCUUAGGAAGAACUGGCUAGUUUGUGAAAGCCAGCUUGAAGUUCAGGUACGUUUCUGAGACCCCUGUGCAUUGGGCGGGGGGAGAGGUACAGCAUCCUUGGAACUGAAUAACAGUUAUUGCUAUUAUAGUGGGAGGAGGUAGAGUUAAAAGAGGCAGGAUGUUGAAUUGCUUAUGAUUACAGCCAGAGCCUUUGCAUCUGUAAGGAGAGGAGAGCUGGCUAGUUUAUAUGUAGCAUGUUUAUUUUCAUUCCUAGAUCAAAAACUCUGGGAAUUAAGGCUAAAACUUUCCCUGUUCUCCUUAACCUAUGUACAAUAGAUUUCCCUUUUCUGCUAAACAUACUUUUUUUAAGGGAGGGCAUAUAUAAACCCCUGGGGCAGAGACUUCAGUGUACAACAUGGGGGAAGUGGAGCAGAGCCUUAGUCUUGCCUAAACCCCAACUUCCUUAUAGAAAAACUGUUUCUUGUAUUUUAUCCACAAUCUUCAACCCAGCUGGAGUCUUUGGAAUAAACCUCCUCCAAAACUGGACUAUGUUACAUUUCUCAUCUUUCCCCUUUUCAGUCCUUUCGUGCCAUCCCAUUCUUGCUUUCAGUGCAACAUGUAGUUAGAUCCAUUCCCCAGCCUUCCUGCUUCUAGAAUCCCCUGCACGCUGGCCACAAGUAUGAGCACAAAUACAAACCACUGCCCAUCUGGGUGUCCCUCAGAGAAUGGCAGCAAGGCUAAAGAAAUGCCAGCUUCACGAAUCUCUCUUAGUUGGACAUAAUACUGGUACCCAAAAACUCAAGUCACCAAGUCUCAUGUCACCCCACAUCCCAUGUAUUUAUGAAUUUCACAUGAAGUACUGUUUUAUUUUUUUAAAGACUUUGUAAAGCUUACCAGGGUUAUGGUCACCUUUUUAGAGCUCUGUCAGUCCACAUUGUAAAACCAUUUUUAUGUAUUAUAUUUUGUGUAUUUUUUUUAAUCCAGCUGUGAUGGGUUGUAUCAUAUAUUGUUGUGUUUACUGUAUGUCCAUCUUCAAGUAGAUGAGACAGUGGAGCUUCUAGAAAGCUAUGGUCUGCUGAAAACUAUUAAACUUAUUUGUUCAUGGGUUGGCUCAAA
Messenger RNA from Zootoca vivipara (common lizard), 6272 nucleotides. It is a transcript of the gene TEAD3, whose product is annotated as TEA domain transcription factor 3. Gene Ontology annotation, cellular component: transcription regulator complex. Lineage: Eukaryota; Metazoa; Chordata; Lepidosauria; Squamata; Lacertidae. Gene Ontology annotation, molecular function: DNA-binding transcription factor activity, RNA polymerase II-specific; RNA polymerase II cis-regulatory region sequence-specific DNA binding. The record is from RefSeq and is a predicted model, not a curated record. Gene Ontology annotation, biological process: positive regulation of transcription by RNA polymerase II; hippo signaling; embryonic organ development.